Vigna unguiculata (cowpea) is the source of this 1261-nucleotide messenger RNA. Its product is annotated as glucan endo-1,3-beta-glucosidase 14-like. Gene Ontology annotation, biological process: carbohydrate metabolic process. The record is from RefSeq and is a predicted model, not a curated record. NCBI's taxonomy places the organism in Eukaryota, Viridiplantae, Streptophyta, Magnoliopsida, Fabales, Fabaceae. Gene Ontology annotation, molecular function: hydrolase activity, hydrolyzing O-glycosyl compounds.
UCGAAAGCGUAGUGGCCUAGGUUAACGGUUAACCGUUAUAUGCAGUAUCAGACUAACAAUGAAAACUUCUUCAUUCUUCGUGGCUUUGCUGUUGCUGUCUCUCACUUCUUCAGAUUUGUUUGUGCAAACCCGGGGCUUUAAUUUUGGAAUCAACUACGGACAACUUGGCGACAACCUUCCAUCUCCCUCUAGUGUGGCUGCUCUGAUAAAAUCUCUGAAAGUCUCCAAAAUCAGACUCUAUGAUUCUAAUCCAGAUAUUCUAUCCGCAUUCGCCAAUUCAGGAGUGGAGUUCAUCAUAGGAACGAGGAACGAGGAUCUGCCGAGCUUGAAAGACGCUUCUAAUGCUCAGAGGUGGAUUCAGCAGCAUGUCCAACCUUAUAUUUCCCGAACCAAAAUCAUCUGUAUAGUUGUCGGAAACGAGGUGUUCGACUCCAAUAACCCUCAGCUCACAACAAGUCUUCUCCCUGCAAUGCAAAGUAUGUACAAUGCUCUUGUUAGUCAAGGACUUGCACAGAAGGUUACUGUUACUUCUGCACAUUCUUAUAAUGUUAUAGCCUCCUCAUACCCUCCUUCAUCUGGGGCCUUCAGACAAGAUCUGAUACAGUAUAUUCAAUCCAUUCUUAGCUUUCAUGCUCAGACCAAAUCACCUUUUCUCAUCAAUGCAUAUCCCUUUUUUGCAUACAAGGGAAACCCAAACCAGAUUUCCUUGAACUAUGUGCUGUUUCAACCUAAUUCAGGGUCUACUGAUCCAGUUACCAAUUUGCAUUAUGAUAACAUGUUGUUUGCUCAAAUUGAUGCUGUCUACGCUGCCAUUAAGAGACUGGGCCAUACUGAUAUUGAAGUCAAGAUUUCAGAAACUGGUUGGCCUUCUAAAGGUGACCCCGGUGAAAUUGGAGCCACACCACAGAAUGCAGAAACAUAUAAUAGUAAUCUGCUGAAAAGGAUAGAACAGAAUCAGGGUACUCCUGCAAAACCAUCUGUUCCAAUUGAUGUUUUUGUCUUUGCACUCUUCAAUGAGAAUUUGAAGCCUGGUCCUUUAUCAGAGAGAAACUUUGGUCUCUAUUAUCCUAAUGGCAACCCAGUUUAUAACAUUGGAUUAAAAGGUUAUCUUCCAGGAAUGAUUGGGAAGUCAAAUUCUAACGUGUUGUCUAUUAAUUUUGUUGUCUUCCUAUUACCAUUUUUUAUGUUCACCUGGGAGUUUUCAAGAUACUGAUCAGGAAUAUAACAAAACCAAUAACUUUUUAGAAUUCAUUCUAACUAA